AUGGCAUGGUCACACUGAUUAUUUCACUUACCAAACCCAGACCAAACAUUAUUGUUUUUUCUCAUUAAUAGUUUGUCCCAUUUUCAGUUAAAAACAUGGCAUCAUUUGCCAAGUCAAUAGUGCUUUUAGUGUCCUUGGCCACUUUUGGGUAUUCGCUGUACGUGGUGGGCCACUUGAUGAUAUUUCUUUCCACACCCCGCUCCAUUUCAAAGGCGCACACCUGGAUUUUCAAUUUACUGGACAACAAGUCGCGCCUGGAGACCGCCUAUGGACCCGUGGUGUUCGACACGCUCUACCUGAUGGGAUUCAUCUUCCAGCAUAGUUUUCUUAAGUCAGCCCUGGUCAAGAAACUGUUGGCCAACUUGGGUUUGUCGGGGGCAGAGCGUACUAUUUAUAGCCUGACGUCAUCGAUUUGUUUACAUUAUUUAAUCGUCAACUGGCUGCCCGCACAAUCGAUUGUUUUGUGGCAAAUCGACGUGGACGAAAGUGCACCUCUUUGGUGGACCUUUGUUAUAACACAUGGAUUAUGUUGGGUGGUGAUCUUCGGAGGGAGCUUGGUCAUGGAUCUUCCAGAGCUGCUGGGCGUCAAACAGGCCUACUACGAUCUCAAGGCCUAUGGUCCGCCCAUAAACUAUAAGUCUGGAGAAUUGCGCAAUCUGUAUGCACAUGUGAGGCAUCCCUCGUUUGUGGGUCUGUCGGUUAUUCUAUUCGCCACCAACGUAAUGAGCGUGGAUCGCUUGGUCCUGGCCCUGCUUCUGACCACCUAUAUGUACCUAGCCUGGUCCACCGAUCACAAGGAUGUCGCCUACCAGAAGUUGCAACUGCAGCGCAAGAAACUCGAACUCAAAGCCAAUUAAAAUUCAUAAUGUUCUCACUAAGAUUUAAUUUUAAGUUGACAAAAGUUUCUAUUAAAUAAGGAUUUUUCUAACACUUUGAUUUCAAAUUCAA
Drosophila rhopaloa is the source of this 948-nucleotide messenger RNA. RefSeq names its product nurim homolog. The transcript is spliced from 2 exons. Lineage: Eukaryota; Metazoa; Arthropoda; Insecta; Diptera; Drosophilidae. The coding region runs from base 96 to 857 and encodes 253 amino acids. The record is from RefSeq and is a predicted model, not a curated record. Gene Ontology annotation, cellular component: nuclear membrane.